AUGAACUCGACAGUUACCAACGAUGUCUCCAACUACAAUUUCAAAAGUUGGCCGAAUUUCCUGGCUGUGGUACUUAUGUUGCUGAACUCGUUAAUUGGACUACCGUUGAACAUUUCCAUUAUUCAAAAUUUUGUGACUUGCAAGAAAGAGCGAACUGUGUUCAAUAUGAUUUGUGCUUUCCGAGCAUCGAAUAACGUAUAUGUUUUAUUGGUGGUUAUGCUCGGAGUGUACGUUCCAGAGAGCUUAAUUGGGUACUCAUUUUACUCUCCAGCUGUUGAAAGCAUUCUUGUGACGUUUGGUACGAAUAUGCUAGUUUUCAACGAAUUUCAAAGUGUCUACUUAUCCUUCAAUCGAUUUUUCGUUAUGCUAUUUCCUUUAAAAUUUAGUUGGCUAUGGGGUUUGAAACUGACAUUGGUAUUGCAUAUUCUUUAUUAUAUAAACCGCAUCUGGAAUGUGGCUACGGAACACUUGAGUAGAAGUGAAAAUUCAAAUUUUAUGCUUUUUUCCAAUGAGCAUUUGGCGUAUAUCGGGCUUUUGUCUACACCUGAGCAUAUGCAAUUAUGGGCUGUUGCUUUAAUUGUUUUCCCACUUUCAAUAAACGCAGUCACAUACAUUCUGUUUCAUUAUAUGAAGAAAAAGACAAUCCGCGGAUCUCAACACCGGAGAAAAGCACGGAAAAAUGUGUUACAGUUUCUUCAGACUCGUUUGUUUUCUUCAAGACUCGUUGUUUUCAAUCACGGUCUUGUUUUCUCAGCUCGAUAACCUUUUUGAUCAUAGAAUCUGGACAUUCUUCUGCCAAACAUUUGUGUUGCAAUUCGUUCAUGUUCUUGAUGGAUUCAUUAUGAUGAUGUUCAACAAUCGACUGUCCCCAAUGAAAAAUAAAGUUCUCCGGAAAGUGAGCCCAUUGGAGUCUAUUGCUGUGAAGUGUGAUGACAGAAGAGCUAUUUCUAAUCUACCACCACCAUCUACAAGAUCAUAA
Messenger RNA from Caenorhabditis elegans, 979 nucleotides. Lineage: Eukaryota; Metazoa; Nematoda; Chromadorea; Rhabditida; Rhabditidae. The record is from the annotation of a RefSeq genome assembly.